AUGCGAUUGCUACCAACGCUCCUAUCCCUGACAGCAGCCGCAGCAGCAUCACUCACAACAGCCUCCGCGAUACCAUGGCUGCCCAUCGACCCCUACUCACCCACCACAGCCUCCCCCUCACCGCCCACACGCGAGUCGCUCGACCUCAACGACCCCGCCAUCACCGUCUCUGACUACCUCACCUACAACGCCUCUUUCUCCGAAGACCAGGUCUACUCUGCGCUCGAUCUCGACAACGGCGAUGGAACCGGCGACCCGGACCUUCCCGGAUGGAUCGAUCCGCGCACCUAUGGAGGCUCCAUGCUCGAUCUCGUCGGUAACGGUCUUCGCGAACCCAUCAACGUCAUCAUCUCUGGCAAGUCCGACAAGCACGUCCUCUCCGAUCUCGGGUUGAAGGAUUACAUUCGAACCAUCGGAUUCUCGUUCGAAUGUCUCAACUUGCACAUGGGAAACCUGCAGCGUGCUGAUCUGGGCGAUGGCAAGGGAUGGAUACCGGAGAUGUUCGAAUACCGCGAGACGGGGUUCCCCGGUGCUCCCGGUAGAUGGGUCGGUGCCUGCUGGGAGAGCCUGUACGGUGGAAACCACUUCCGCGUCUGGAAGCAGAACGGCACCAUGGCAAACACCGGCGCCUGGUUCUUAGCCGUCAGCAAGGAGAAGAACCUCAAGUACCACCAUACCAUCGAUCGCGACGGUUACAACGUCGGCAGAGACCUGCUCGUCGCCGCUGCGGAAAGAGGUGGCAAGUGGAACAACGUCUACUACAAAGCAGACGUAGAAUGGGUAGACGGUCUCUUGGAGGCCGGAAGACACGGUAUCAAUCACAACAUCGGUCAGGACGGUAGGACGGCAGUGUUGACCGUCAAGAAGGUCGAUGCGCUCUCGAGAGGGUUCUUCUUCUGGGGGCUGGAGGCCAUCACCAAUUGGAUCGCAGAGAGGAUCGCGGCCAAGUUGGGCAAGAUAUUGCAGCAGUUGGGCAUUCUUUAA
Molecule: messenger RNA, 984 nt
Organism: Pseudozyma hubeiensis SY62
Lineage: Eukaryota; Fungi; Basidiomycota; Ustilaginomycetes; Ustilaginales; Ustilaginaceae
Exons: 1
Coding region: 1-984 (327 amino acids)
Source: RefSeq, a predicted model, not a curated record